CUAAGGGCCAGCCAACCAAGCUCAUCGGAAUGUUGCCAGCUCUGAUUAAGGCUUAGCGGGGCAACGGGGAGUUGGCACAGCGCGUCGAGGCGGGGUAGUCUUCCCGACGCACUGCGGCCGCACCGCCCCCACGCCCUCGCCAUCAUACUCGCGCGCACUCCAGCACACUGGCUGAUCCAGUGAAGCACGAUGGAAAGUACCGGCCAUGUGGAGUGGUAUUCUGAGCUGUGGGAGGUGGCGCAAGCCGCACUUGCCUCGCCGUCCGCCGCCGCGGCGAUGGUAACAGACGUCGCCGGCGGCACAACCCUGCCAGUAAUCGAACUCGCCCAGCAGGCGCGGAACCUCAGCAAUAGGCUGCGCACAUGGCUGCAUGGCGGGCUGAUGCAGACAGAGCCGGGUGGUGUGGCUGAGCACAGCCCCAAUCAGGUGACAGCAGCGCCGGGCGCAGCUGCGGUGGCCGUGGCCAGCGGCCCUGCACCUCCGGUACCUCCAGCACUCCCGCCGCUGGUGGCUGUGUGCUGCGGAGCGUCCACUGACUAUCUGCGUCUGACGCUGGCGGUGCUGGCCGCGGGGUGCGCAUUCCUGCCGCUGGAUCCGGCAUGGCCGGCGGCGCGGCUGGCGGCGGUGCUACAGCUUGCGGCGCCUGCGCUGCUGCUACUGCCACCGCCACCUACUGUCCCUGUACACGCCGGCGGCGGCACGAUAUUGGCUGCUGCUGCUGAUAAUGACACGCAUGCUUAUCGCCAAGCGGUGCGUCGCAGCUGUCACUGCCCUGUCGUGGAGGUGGGCCCGGAGCACUGGCUGCAGCCGCUUGCAGCACCCCAUGCAGCACAAGGGGGCCAGGGCAGUAGCACACCGGCGCAGUGGCCGCCGCCGGCCACAGCCACAGGGCUAGGUCGCAGCCACGGUGUCAGCAGGGCCGCGAGGCCGCUGCCUUACUUUGCGGUGCUGUACACGUCUGGCAGCACCGGCGCCCCGCUGGGGGUGCGUAUGGGUGAGGCGGCCUGGCUGGCACGGCUGAGCUGGAUGCAGCGCAGAUACCCGCUGCGGCCCCCUCGGCUGCAGCAGGCGCAACCGCAGGGGCAGCCGCAGCCAGCAGAGGGGCUCGGUGUGUCAGGAGUAGAAGGGGCGCAGGGCGUCCCCGCGGUGGGCGCCGGUGGGGACAGGGGCUCUGUGGUGUGCUUCUCCACCGCCAUCAGCUUCGUGGACCACCUGUGGCAGCUGCUGGCGCCACUGCUGGCGCCGCACCUGGCACCUGGCCCACCUCCAGCGCCUCCAGCCGAAGCGGAAGCUUCGGAGGUGGCAGCAGCAAUGGUACCGGCUGCAUCCAGCCGCCAGCGCUCGAUAUCGGGGCUACGGGAGGCGCCUGCACCUGCGGCCACCCGUGCUGUGGCCGCGGCGGGCGAUGCGCCCGGUCCGUGCAGUGUGGUCAUUCCGCCGCCGGGCUCGGUGCUGCAGCCGGCCAUGUUCGUGCAGCUGCUGGUGGACCACGGCGUCACACACCUGGUGUCAGUGCCGUCCAUACUGCGGCUGCUGCUGCCGGCCCUGUCCGCUGCUCGCGACCGCCUCGGGCUGCAGCUGCUCGUCUCCAGCGGGGAGCCACUCGCAGUGGCCGCGGCGGCGGAGCUGCAGCGGGCGCUGCCGCCUGGCGCAUCCCUCCUGAACCUCUAUGGCAGCACGGAGGUAACGGCCGACUGUACCUGGUUUGAGGUACCGCGCAAACCCGUCGUCUUGGCAAGCCCGGCGGUGGAAGCCACCGCCGCUGCUGGAGGCAGCCGCAUGUGGGUGCCUGCGGGCUGGCCGCUGGGGGACACACAGAUACUCAUAGCGCCGCCGCCGCAUUCGCCCGAUCCCAGACAACGGGCAGACGGCGGCGGCAAUCAGGAGGGCGGCAGCAGCGGUGGCAGCGGCGGCAGUACAGCCCAGAAGCAGGUGGACUUGGAGCCACUGCCUGCAGGGGAGGUGGGCGAGGUUUGGGUGUCCGGCUCGUGCCUCUCACCGGGUUACCACCUCCCAUCUUGGCCAGGCGCAGCAGGGGUGCAAGCGGCGGCUCAAGCUGCCGCGGCGGCUCGGUUUGUGCGCGUGCAGCUGUCGGCGGAACAGCUUGCACGGGUGGUGACGGCGCCAGGGGUCAGCCCCGCUAUGGCUGCCACCUAUUUCCGUACUGGAGACGUUGGCUUCGUUACGCCGCCGCCGCCCUCGCACCUGCACGACAUCUCGCCACCAGGCUCACCAGGCAGUGCCGGUGGCAAUGGCGGCGAUGGCGGCAGUGGCGGCUGCGGCGGCGGCUGCCUGGUGCUGCUGGGUCGGCUGGACGCGCAGCUCAAGCUGCCGGGCGGCGUGCGCCUCAACCUGGCGGAGCUGGAGGCGGCGCUGGCGGCGCACCCGGCAGUGGCGGAGGCGGCGGCGGUGAUGCUGCCCGGGACAGCGGGCCGCGGCAGCGGCGGCGGCGGUGGCGAGGCUGACAGCAAUCACGGGGGCCAGGGCGAUGCGGCAGGCGCCGGUCUGGGCAUGAUUCAACAGGCGCCCGGUUUACCGCCGGCAGUUGCGGCGUACAUCUGUCUUGCCUUAGCGGUAGACGGAGCAGGUCAGGCUGGGCAGGUGGGUGGUGAGGGCGUUGCCAAUGAGGAUGGGGGUUUGGAGGCAGGGCUGGCGCGGCCGCUGGCGCAGGUGCGGCCCGAGCUGGAGCCCCAGCUGCAGCAGUGGCUGGAUGAGCGCCUGCCGGUGCGCGGCGGGCUGCAGCUGCAGCUGCUGGUGCUGCGGGGGCUGCCCAGGAACCCGGCUGGGAAGUUGCUGCGCAGGCAGCUGCCCGCACCUCCACCUCCGCCUCCACCUCAGCCACGGCUGCCGCUCUCACUUCCAGCCCCGCAUGCCGGUGAUGCCACACAGCCGCUGCCGCCCUGGAGCCCCGCCUCCCGACCCGACCAGCAGCAAGGGCAACUGGCACAGGGGCAGGGGCAGGGGCAGCUGCAGCGGGAGCAGCCGGCUGCGCCCCCCAGUGAGGUGGAGGUGAUGCGGGCGCUGGUGGCGGCCACAGGCCUGACCCGCCUGGAGGCCACCACGGACGUGUUCAGGGCGGGCGCCACCUCACUGGCGGCGGUGGAGGCGGCGGCACUGCUUGGAGUGGACGUGCGACUGCUUCUGAGCUACCCCACCGCCCGGCGGCUGGCAGCGGCGCUGGGGGCUGGCGCCGCCGCGCCGCAGGGACUGGAGGGUGACAGAGGUGGUGAGACAGCAGGCAGAGACGAGACCUCGGCCCGCCCAGCCGCCAAACGGCUGCGGCUGGGCGAGGCGGCCGCGGCCGUUGCGGUCGGCGCCAAGACCGAGGUGGUGCUCCAGGCACCGCUGGUUGCUGGUGCGUCGGGGGUGGUGAACAUCUUGACCAGCGGAUUUGCCGAGGCGGCGGAGGCUCCGACGCAGCAUGGGACCGAAGCGUUCAUGCCCCGAGGCAACGAUCCGGCCGCAGACGCAGCUGCAGCAGCUGCACAUGCAGCUGAGAGUGGGUCGUCUGCGCCUGCGGUCCGGCUGCGUGAGGCGGCGCGCUGCUGGCGCCGGCUGACGUGGAGGUCGGGCGCAGGGCGCGGCGGCGAGAUGGUCAAUCCGAUGUGUGCGUCUGGGACAGCCAGUGCUGCUGGAGUCGUGGGCCUCGCAGGUGCUGGCAGAGACGGCCACACAGGGGUUGGCACUCCCGAGCCUGCUCACCGGGGCCCGCCGGUAAUCGUCGGCGACGCCGAGCAGCCAUGUUCAGCCGGCCUCCUCCGCCCUCGCGGCCGCUGGCGCUAUCAGCUGGGGCGGUGUGUGGAUGCACCUGUCCUGCACCUGUCGCUGGUGGCGUCGGCGUCAGUGCCUGUGGGGGAGGCGCAAGGGGUGCAGGGGGAGCAGGAGGGCGUCACGGAGCUGGUACUGGUGCUGGCUUGCUCCCACGACGGCGACGUGGCGUGUCUGGACGCGGCCACCGGGCUGCCGUACUGGCACGUGCGGCUUCCGGCACGUGCCGAGGCGGGCAUGGCGGUCGCGUGGGGCCCUGGCGGCGCAGCCGAAGGAGCGCAGCCGCCACCCACCGCUUGCGUGCAGCAGCAGCAGCCGCAGCGGCAGCAGCCGCAACAGCAGGGGGCGGGGGCAUCACCUGUCAGGCAUGCAGACCGGGAGCUGUAUGUGGUAGUGGCCUGCGGAGAUGGCCGGCUGUACAGCCUGCGACUGCAGGAUGGCCGGGCGCCUGCGCCUGCGCCUGCGUCUGCGCCUGUGGACUCUCCAAGUACGCAGCAGCCCUCGCACGAGCGCGAUAGUAGUGCACCCGCUGGUCAGGCGGCAGACGGGUGGUGGGCGGUGGACUGUGGCGGCGAGUUCAAGUGCGCGCCAGCCACCGACCCCUGGCUGGGCUGCGUGUGGGCCACCAGUCACGGCCGGGCCCUGGUAGUGAUGCGGCCGCCGGGGCAGCUGCUGGCCAGGUAUGAGGUGGGUGCGCCCAUGUCCACACCGGUGGUGUUUGCGGGAGUGCCGGCCGGUGGUGGCGGUGUCAACAAAGCCGCAGCCGCAGCUACUGCCUUGCAACCACAGCCGCGGCAAGGGGCCGUGACUACGCACCAGGGCUUGGCGCUGCUAACCGCCCUCAACGGCAGCGCGACCGCCCUCAGAGUUCGCCUCACUUCCAGCAGCGUCACCCGCUCCUCCAGCACAACCUCCGGGUACACUGCGGAGGCGGUCUGGCUGGAGCCGCUGUGGACCGUGCGUGGCCCCGCGCCAGUCUUCAGCGCACCCCUGCUGCUGCCGAUGUGGGGGCCGAUGCCGGCCUCAGCUGUGCCAGCAGAGGUGCGGCAAAGCAGUGCAGCUGCCGAGGUCGCGGCUACAAGCGGCGCCUCGGGUAGCGCAGGCGGAGGGCCUGGGGUGCUGGCGGUGGUACCGCACGUCGACGGCUGCGUGCGGGCGGUCUGGGCAGACCCGGCCUAUGCUGGCACCGCUGAACCAAGUGCAGAGCCAAUGCCAGCUCCCAACUCGGCAGAGGCCGCCGGCGGCGGCACCGCGAGCCCGGGUUCAGCCGUGGUCAGCUGGAGCCUGCAGCUGCGUGGCAACCUGUUUGCUGACCUGUUGCUACUGCCGCUGCCGGAGGCCGAGACAGCAGCGGCAGCUACAACGGACGCCCUGCUUCCAACUGGGACGACCGCCACGGCCAGCGGACGCGCCGUGCCCGGAGAACGCUGGCGGCGUGGCUUAUUGGCUCAACAUGACCGGCAGCACCACGUGGCGCUUGCGGCGACGCACGCGGGGCUGCUGUAUGGCCUUGACCUCGCACGUGGACAUGCGCUGUGGUGCCUGGACCUGGGUUGCGGGCCCAUCUCCGCAGCUCCUGCAGCCAUCACAGUAGCAGUCGCCGCGGCGGCCGCAGCAGGCGACACGGCGGCACCGAGCACCUCUGCAGGCGUUCCUGCGGUGCGGGUUCAAGGAUGCGGCUCAGUGGUGGCGGUGCUGGCAAGUAGUGGAUCGGUUGCUUUGGUGGCGCUUGGUUCCCAGGGAGGGGAAGUUGCCACGUGCGUUCAAGGAUACCGGAUGCCGGCGGAGACCUUCUCGUCACCGGCAGUAGUGUGCCAUCCUUUGAGGCGGGCAGGCGGGCUAAACGGUGGCAGCCGGGCGUCAACGCUACCUGCUGCAGCGCAUUCGUUUUUGCUGUUCGGAUGCCGGGAUGACUGCGUCUACAGCCUUGCAUUGAAUUGAGCGCCGGCUGUGCUGCCAGUGGAAAGAGUGUGUGGGAUGGUCAGCAGGGGCGACGGAGGUGAGCGGCGAAGGAGCGGGCGGCGGUGACUUAAGCGUCGGUUCAGGGGUGGUGCAAGGGGUGGUGUGCAGCCGUGUGCAGCUUUAGCGCCGAAGUGGAGGGCACCUGCCUGCAGAGGUUCCUAUGAGCCUGGAGGCGCACUGCACUAAAGCUUGCAGCAUUCUGAAUCCGUGAACGUUGUUUGGCGCGCCGCUGAUGCUGACGGAUUGCAGGCGACCACCGAAUGUACGGACAG
Molecule: messenger RNA, 6002 nt
Organism: Chlamydomonas reinhardtii
Lineage: Eukaryota; Viridiplantae; Chlorophyta; Chlorophyceae; Chlamydomonadales; Chlamydomonadaceae
Exons: 7
Coding region: 190-5709 (1839 amino acids)
Biological process (GO): amino acid activation for nonribosomal peptide biosynthetic process
Molecular function (GO): protein binding
Source: RefSeq, a predicted model, not a curated record